Molecule: messenger RNA, 1344 nt
Organism: Aspergillus nidulans FGSC A4
Lineage: Eukaryota; Fungi; Ascomycota; Eurotiomycetes; Eurotiales; Aspergillaceae
Product: alpha/beta fold hydrolase
Exons: 4
Coding region: 1-1344 (447 amino acids)
Source: RefSeq, a predicted model, not a curated record
AUGGCGUCUCCGCUACUCGCGCUGCUAAGAUCAGUCUUUGUAUUGGGCUAUGGUUUAUUUACUAUGGGAGUAUAUUUUGUGGUGGCACUUUACCAUGGCUACCAAUUCAGGAGGACGACUGAGAAAGAGAAAAUGGAGCUGCAGCUCGCACAUCACCUUCAGGCCAUUAGACUGACAUUCGUUCGACAAGCUCACAACCGACUAUGGGACCUGUCCAGGAAAUGCUGGGGAGUAUGGCGCCAUAUCCUCAGCGAGGAAUCCCUGCAAAGUUCAGCGACGCUGGUCGCCGUUGAUCUGCCUGGUUAUGGAGGCUCUGAGAGCUUAGAUAGAUAUUCGGCUACCGCCGUUCUUGAGAACCUUACCGAGUUCAUCAUUGCUAUGAGAAAGAAGUAUGGUAUUGAUGGACCUAUAGCUACUCGUCAGCAGAGGACCAUUAUCAUCGGGCAUGACUGGGGCUGUGUACUUGCUAUGCGACUGGCAGCUGAUGCUCCUCAACUAGCUGAUAGGUUCAUCCUGACAAACGGGCCACUAAUCCCCCUGGCAGUUUCUAACAUCAGUAUUCGGCUGUCAUCCUUAGUGUACAUGCUCAGGUGCUUCCUGCGCUCACCCGUUCGAGAGCGGUCAUUAUUGUUCAAUGCCGCCAAGUCACUAAAGCCCAUAUUAUUUCAAUUGUGGCGUUCGGGAUACAUAUUCGCCUUUCAACUUCCUCCGCUAUUGAUUGCCUACAUUGGCAAUGGAGCAAAUCAAGCAACCCUAAAGCACAUUCAUAAAAUGUCGUACGGCAACCGGAACUACACUCCUACUGACGCCGCAGAGUGCAUGGCAAGCACACUUGGUCCAUCUAUUCACGAACGCAUGACACAAACCGCUGAUGGCCAGGCAUAUGCGGAAUCCGCGGUGACCAGACCGGCGAUCUCAAAGUUCGUCGAAAUGUGCAGCUACUACCGAGACGGCACUGCUACCGCCCCCUGGAAGAAGUCUACUGAGACGGUAACAAGCCUCUGUGGCAUUGCGGAAGAGAACGGAGCUCGGUGCAUCGAUAGUGACGCGAGAAUACUCGACGACGGACCGCCAGGCGCCUUGAAAGCCAGUACGACCGUGGUCUGGGGCCAGAAGGACCAUGCACUCACUCGGGAGCUGUGCCUAGAUGGUAUCUCGGACUAUCUUCCUCAGCGUAGUCAGGUUGUUGAGCUUCCAGUCAGUGCACACUGGACGCCGAUGGAGCUCGAGGGUCGGGUUGCUUUGGUCAAAGUGGCCGAGUGGGCUGUGAACGGCGAGCGUGAAGACAUUGGAGCGGUUGUUGAGACCUGUUAUCCCGAAGCAACGGUGACGGUUCAAAAAUGA